CAAUAUAGAAUUUGCUUCCGCAGAAGUAAGGGUACGAUGUACGACAUCCGAGCAGCUAGCAGAUAGGGAUGUUUCCUACUCUAGGAUGGUUGUACAACGUUAUCUAUUCACUAGCAGGCAAGGUGUCGACUUAAGCUCAAGUAGGUCGAAGCACAGCAAUAACUAUGGAACUAGGUCACAUCACCUCCUUGACAACCUCCGGAACGGUCGGCUCCCGAUUCGUCACCCAAGACGAGCUGGACGAUGCCAAAAAGGCCAAGGAGGAUGAAUGGAAGGCAGCUUACGAGAGGUUGGGUCAGGAACCCCCACCUAUGCCAGAGGAGCAGGAGUAUGAUCCCCGAUCCUUGUUCGAGAAACUAUCCUCCCAGAAGGAGAUCAAGAAGGAAGAAUGGGACGACAAGAUGAGGAUGGCGAACCAAUGGAGAGGAUUAGAAGCAGAUGAGAUUGCUUUCUUGCGAGACGCCGCCGAUGAGCAGAAGGAAAAGGAACGUUCGAUCAAGCGGCAGGAAAUGGAAGAGCUGGCGGCGUUCAAGAUGAGACAGGUACAGACGCAGAACGCAAUGCCGGGCCCCUCUACCUCUCCUUCUCAGCCGACGAGCUCAUCAUCUGCUAGCAAGCCCACCGCAAAACCUGCAGCACCAGCCAAAAAAGGAGUCAAAGGUCUAUUGAGGGGGGUUGUAGUCAAGAAGAAGGACUCAACAGCCAAGCCUCCGAUACCGGCCUCUCCCUCCCCUACGUCCGAAUCACCAGCCAAGCCGAUCGAGUCUGUCGAACCACCCGUCUCUCCUCCUUCAACGCCCCCAGUACAGACUGUUGCGACCGUAACACCUGCGAAACCCUUGCCGGUCCGUAUUGGUUUCGCGGCGGCCAAUGAGGCACCUAAACGAAAACGUAUCGGUCUAGCGACUGACUAUGGGAGCAGUAGCGAUGAGGCAUCGGCGGACGAGGCCGAGGCAGACUCGAAGAAGCAGAAGACAAAUACAUGAGCCCCUA
This is a messenger RNA of Filobasidium floriforme, 993 nucleotides long. RefSeq names its product N-terminal domain of NEFA-interacting nuclear protein NIP30-domain-containing protein. The transcript has 4 exons. Gene Ontology annotation, cellular component: nucleus. Lineage: Eukaryota; Fungi; Basidiomycota; Tremellomycetes; Filobasidiales; Filobasidiaceae. The record is from RefSeq and is a predicted model, not a curated record. Bases 165 to 986 code for a protein of 273 amino acids.